Molecule: messenger RNA, 2725 nt
Organism: Nerophis lumbriciformis (worm pipefish)
Lineage: Eukaryota; Metazoa; Chordata; Actinopteri; Syngnathiformes; Syngnathidae
Gene: mcmdc2
Product: minichromosome maintenance domain containing 2
Biological process (GO): double-strand break repair via break-induced replication
Cellular component (GO): nucleus
Molecular function (GO): single-stranded DNA helicase activity; DNA binding; ATP binding
Source: RefSeq, a predicted model, not a curated record
UUUCACCUGACACAUUUCCGGUUUGUUAACUCGAAAGACACGGGUGUGUUUUUAAUGCUCCGUUGUUGCGAACUGAAGUCUGAACGUCACUACAACUGUUCGCACCAUCUUUUGACACUCCGCCUUUGACUCCCGUCCUUACACGCUACACUUUAACAUUUAACAAUAGAAAAAAGAAAAAUACAACUAAACUAAGAGUAACACGAGACCAUUCGUUUACAAUUCUAAUCAUAAUUGGGUUUUUUUAAACUCACUUUUUAUGUCUCCCACGACAGCGACCGUUGUAACCAAUUAUGCAAAUGAAGCUUUUAUGUCAUUUUUUCUAGCAACUUUUUAUGACAGCCAAUAGCUAAUUUCUUGACAGAGCAACGAUGCAAUGUAGUGAUGUCACGUCCUGUCUCGUGUGCCUGGUUGCUGUGGCAACGAACGCUUCGUCGCGCUCAAAAUAGAAGCGCGCUUGUAUUGACGUAAAACAAUGGCGGACAUGUUCUCGUUAAAACGGUCGGUUUUGAUUUAUUUGGACAAAAGUGGCGGCCUUCAGAAACUAACAGAAGACUGCAAAUCGUUCAACGACCCCCAACAAAACGCAAUGGUGAUUUUCCGGUUCUGUGUCGGCGUUAAUCCCACUGACGUCAUAGAGGUGGACCCAGACCUGGGUGACCGUAUAUUACACCACCCACUGAAUGCAACAGCUUUGUUUCAAUCUGUGUGCUUCUUGGCCAUUAAGACACUUUCACUUAUUGAGAGUGUACAUACAGAGUGUCAGGUGAAUGUCAUUUUGAAGUUGACACACCUGCCUCCAUUUCCUGACUACAAGCUGGACCUUGCUGCGUUCCCGCGUACACACUGCUGCAUGAGGCCUAUGCUCAUGGAAGGUCUGGCCAUUGCAGUCACAAGGGUCACCAAAUACACACGGGGUGCCAGGUUCCUUUGCAGCAACGACGACUGUCACUUUUCUUCAGGGUUCCACCACAUCCGGGUUCAUGCACCUGGAGCCACAGAGUCAGCAACCGUGAGAAACGACUUCAGCUGCAUGGCUUGCAGCUCGCCUCUCAAAGAGGACAUCCAGUUCAGAGUUUUGGGAGACAAGCAGCUGGUGGAGUUGAUCCAUGUCGACGCUCUGAAGGUUCUCAGUGCGCAUCAACAAAGCCCGCUCAGAUACCAGUCAGUCACACUGUUUCUUAGAGAUGAGCUGUGUAACACGAUGAGAAUUGGUCAACUCUACCGGGUGAUCGGCAUACCUGCGCAUGUGCACCAGUGGCCCAAUAUUACCUGGAGCGUGGAGGUCAACAACGUUCAACCAUGGGAGCCUCAGUAUCCACAUGACAUCAAUGCCAAAUUCAAGCAGCUGCUGAAGGCCACAGGAGGAUCUCAUUGGCGGUUUGCUGCAGUCAUAGCACACUGCUUUGAUUUGAAUAUGACUCCUCCGGGCCUUUAUCACACGUUGAAGCUCAGCCUGUUGCUCAGCUUGGUGCAAACGAGAGGGGACGCCAAAAACACUUCACACUUGAAUCUUCUCGUCACUGCAGGCGACACCAUAAUAGUGGAAAGGUUAAUGAAGUACAGCUUGAACUUGUCGUGCCGUGGGGUGAGGCAUGAAGCCUCACGGGAGAUGUUUGCAUCCCUGUCCCACGACGAGCACGGAGCGGGCACUGCUAACAUCUACGCCGGUUCUGCCUUGCUUGCCAAUGGUGGGAUUUGCAUGCUUGGAGAUCUGAGCUCUUUUAGGAAGGACAAGCUGGAUGCAAUUGAGUCAGUCCUGGACAGUCGCACAGUGUCCGUGUUCAUCCCGGGGAAGAAAUAUGGCAAGGAUGCAGACCAGCACCUUACCUUCCCCAUCUCGUGCAGCUUCUGGGCCCUCGCCGACUCCACACAAAACUCCCGAAGGACAUACGAUGCUGUACUGGGAGCUGUGGAAAUGGGUCCAGUACCACCUCAACUGGCAGCUAGCUUUGGCCUCAUCGUGAAGUGUCAGGAUCCUGCAAAAGAGCAUGCUGUACUCUCUUUGACAGUCCACACCCUCCAGCAGGCUGUGCAGCCUGGAAAAUACCUCUACUCAUCCCUUGACUUUUCUACCCAGGAUUACAAGGAGCUGGUGGCCUAUGCACAAAGCCUGCAAGUGGAUCUGAGUCCUGCAGCACAGAAGCUGAUCCGCGGCUACUUCAUGGCCACCUGCAGAGUCCGAUCACAAAUCCACAGCAAUAAAAUGUCUGCAGCCUUCCUCAAAUUGCUGAUCUCUUUAGCAGAGGCCCACUGCAAAUUAAGCCUCAGAAGUGAAGUGCUGGAGGAAGACGCUGUGAUUGCGGUACUCCUUUAUGAAAACUCUGUCACUCUUAAGAACGAGGGGUCUGCCCUUGUUAUUCCGCCCGAUGCUUUGUUUCCCCCUGAUCUGGGAGAGGAUGGCUUGCUCAGGAGAGACAGAGCCCUGGAUGAACUCCACCAGAACAUCCUCCGCUUCAUCUACACCUACGCACUAGGAGCAGAUGAGUACAUCACGGAGGAGUAAAAGGAUAAAAACCCCUCUGUACAGUUUUUCCAACAAGUAAGCAACAGCCACAAAAUGAUUCUACUUAAGGGAUAGAUUUUGUAAAUGUUUUAUUCGUCUGGAAAGCAGUCCAAAUAGCAGCUUUAAACAGGUCCAACUGUGCUGUAACAGAAAUCACCGAGGUCAGUUUCAUGACAAAAACAUUACAUUCUUUUAGAAACUAAAUACACUUACUGCUUA